AUGCGGUUAAAAGGGUACCCCCCGCUGCUGCUGGAGCUGCAUGCCACAGAGGCGGAGAUCAAGGCCCUUGAAGCGCUCACCCGCUCUCUCUUCCUUGACAUCUGCACCCUCCGUGAAGAGAAGGCAGCCAUGGCGUAUUCGCGCACGUGGAAGGGGCAUGUGAAGAACAUCUUUGGCUACAUUGGCUCCGCUUACUGUAUUGCCAAGAUGUACACGGCAUCAUGGAUUUUCUUUUGCUUUUUCAACGCCUUUUCGUUCUGCUUCUCCCGCUCAAUUCUGGACCUGUGGUUGCUACUCACGGGUGCUUCGGCUGCCAUCGCCCCCCCUCAGUCCACGCGCACCAUCAUCACCAAGGAGGUGGGCAUGGGUGACCCUGUGACCAGGGCGCUGGGCUUCAUUCUCAAGUUCUUCCACAUCAGCCUCAACGUGCCGCUCGUAUCACAGUACGUCUCGCUGGUGUUCAUAGGAAUCCUUAUCACUGUCUCCAUUAGAGGCUUCCUCACUAACCUCACCAAGCACCGCCACAUCCGUCAUGUUAGCCUCCGCCUUGCCUUCAUUCACCUGCUCACUCUUUUCGCGUCUCAACGUAUAUGUCCUUCCAUACUCUUCCCCUCUCCCCUCGCUCACCACUCCUCCCCUCCCCCUCCUCCGCACCCCUUGCAUUUCCUCUCGGCAGUGUCAGGAGGGGCCAGUUGGGCGUCAGGCAGUCGCUUUUCAAGUACCUUCCCUCACCACUCCACCCGCCACCACCCCCAGUUCCUCUCGGCAGUGCCAGGCGGGGCCAGUGGGGCGUCAAGCAGCGCGUUCCUCUCAGCGGUGUCGGGCGGCGCCAGUGGAGCCUCAAGCAGGGGGCGCCAGUGGGGCGUCAAGCAACGCAGUGCUCUUCGUGUGGUCACCCUCAUACCCCCCCCCCCCAUUCCUUCUCUCCAGUUCCUCUCAGCAGUGUCAGGCGGCGCCAGUGGGGCGUCCAGCAACGCAGUGCUCUUCCUGGCGGAGAUCAUGGGCACCUACUUCGUCUCAUCCAUCCUCCUUAUAAGAAAUAGCCUUGCGCUGCAAUACAGGUGA
Closterium sp. NIES-65 is the source of this 1065-nucleotide messenger RNA. NCBI's taxonomy places the organism in Eukaryota, Viridiplantae, Streptophyta, Zygnematophyceae, Desmidiales, Closteriaceae. The record is from the annotation of a GenBank genome assembly.